AAGUUUCAAUAAAAUGUUAUUCAAGUAAAUUUAAGUUUACCCUAAAUGCUUGUCAGUAUAAUACCAUAUUUCAAAGACAAUAUAAUUUUGUAAUUAGGCCUAUAAAGAUGUGCUUAAAUCCUACUUAAGUGGGUUUAAAAAAAAAAAGCACUCUUGAAAAGCAACUCUUAAAACAGCUGUGGCUUAUCAAGAUUCAAGAUAUUUUCCCCACUGGUCUGCUUGGGAGGUGGAGUCAAAAAUUUGCGUUCAAAACAAUGCCCUUCUCUGCUUUAAAAAGCCCUGCCAAAAAACUACAGAUUACUUGAGUUUUUUUUUGGCAGCCUGUCAGAGCUAAUCGAGUAGCCUAACCAUGAGUCUGUCUGCAAAGGACAAGUUGGCGAUCAAGACCUUCUUUGACAAGGUUGCCCCUAAAGCUGAGGAAAUUGGCAACGAGACUUUGUCCAGGACUCUGUUCGUUUACCCUCAGACGAAGACGUACUUCUCCCAUUGGGCAGACCUGAGCCCUGGUUCUCCUCAGGUGAAGAAACAUGGACUGACAGUGGUGAAGGGGGUCUUCAGCGCUGUGGAGCUGAUGGAUGAUCUCAAGGGUGGUCUGCUCACCCUUAGCGAGCUUCAUGCCUUCAUGCUUCGCGUGGACCCCGCUAACUUCAAGAUCAUCAAUCACAAUCUCCUCGUGGCGCUCGCGCUGAUGUUUCCUGAUGACUUCACUCCUGAGGUGCAUGUUUCUGUGGACAAGUUCCUCGCCCAGGUCAGCCUGGCUCUGUCCGAGAAGUACCGCUAAAGUCGACCCUGCAUUCAUCUCUGACGCGACACUGUAUUCGCCUUAAUGAGAAUGAAAAUAAUAAAAUGAAA
This is a messenger RNA of Ctenopharyngodon idella (grass carp), 852 nucleotides long. RefSeq names its product hemoglobin alpha embryonic-3 (gene hbae3). Bases 350 to 781 code for a protein of 143 amino acids. Gene Ontology annotation, cellular component: haptoglobin-hemoglobin complex; hemoglobin complex; blood microparticle. Gene Ontology annotation, molecular function: organic acid binding; haptoglobin binding; oxygen binding. The record is from RefSeq and is a predicted model, not a curated record. The transcript has 3 exons. Gene Ontology annotation, biological process: oxygen transport; hydrogen peroxide catabolic process. Lineage: Eukaryota; Metazoa; Chordata; Actinopteri; Cypriniformes; Xenocyprididae.